AUGAAUCCAUUCAGAAGAUCCACGGCCGCCUGGCACUCGGUUGGUCUCGCCUCUGACCUGCCUGACCUCGACGAGGAUGGCCAGCGGGUCGCUCCAAAAUGCAAAGCCUUCACCAUCCCCACCAACGGGGCAGUGGAACGUGUGGAAGACAUUGACCUCCCGGGCGAACUGAAGGAUCAAGUCUUGGUCUUCCGGUACAAAGGGAAAUACCACGCCAUCGAUCAUCAAUGCCCGCACUCGUCCUACCCUCUGUCGCAGGGACGUCUCUUUGACAUCGAGGACUUUGGAGUCGUGCUCAGUGCGGGGAUUACGUGCCCCAAGCAUGAUUGGUCUUUUGACAUCUUCUCCGGCCAAGCAGAUCGGGGUAAAUAUAAGUUGAAGGUGUGGGAGGUCGACUUACGUCCCUCGACCACCCCCGGGGUGGCUGAUCAGGAGGUCUGGGUAAGGCGCAAGCAAAGGAUCGGCUGA
Penicillium olsonii is the source of this 468-nucleotide messenger RNA. Lineage: Eukaryota; Fungi; Ascomycota; Eurotiomycetes; Eurotiales; Aspergillaceae. The record is from the annotation of a GenBank genome assembly.